This is a messenger RNA of Pogonomyrmex barbatus (red harvester ant), 1266 nucleotides long. RefSeq names its product ribosome biogenesis protein BRX1 homolog. Gene Ontology annotation, biological process: rRNA processing; ribosomal large subunit assembly. NCBI's taxonomy places the organism in Eukaryota, Metazoa, Arthropoda, Insecta, Hymenoptera, Formicidae. The record is from RefSeq and is a predicted model, not a curated record. Gene Ontology annotation, molecular function: rRNA binding. Gene Ontology annotation, cellular component: nucleolus.
ACGCGACAAACUUGGCGGAUUAUGUGCUUGUAGGGUUUUAAAUAUCUGAAAUUUUAAUCAUAACGGCUGCAUCACUGUAGAUAGCAAAUGCACCAAAAUGCACGUGUAGUUUUUCGAGUCGCUUCUUCCUUCGUGAUCAUAGAGUUGCCUUUUGAUUUAAUCUCAUCGUUUAUUAUUUUUAUUUUUAUAAUGACGAAGAAAAUGUUAAAGAGAAAGCAAAGAGAAAAUGUGGAGGAAGAAGAGAAAGAAGAAAAGCCAAAAAUGAAGAGAACAUCAGACGAACCUGCCGUUAAAAAGGUGAAAUGGAUCAAUAGACAGCGAGUGUUGGUGUUUGCCACCCGAGGUAUUAAUCACAGACAUCGUCAUCUCAUGGAGGACUUAAAAAUGUUGAUGCCACAUCACCGUCCAGAAUGCAAAAUGGAACGCUCUAAAAAUUUACGAGUAGUGAAUGAGAUAUGUGAGAUGAAGAAUUGUAAUAAAGCUAUUCUAUUUGAAGGUCGAAAGAAACGUGAUCUUUACGUAUGGUUUGCUAAUAUAUCUGCUGGUCCAAGUGCAAAAUUUCUCGUAGAAAACAUUUAUACAAUGGGAGAGCUGAAAAUGACAGGAAAUUGUUUGAAAGGAUCCCGACCAUUACUAUCAUUUGACGAAACUUUUACUACACAGGUGCAUUAUAACCUCUUGAAGGAACUAUUGACACAGAUCUUUGGUGUGCCGAAUCAUCAUCCUAAAAGUCAGCCAUUUUUUGAUCAUGUAUAUACAUUCAGUAUUCUGGACAAUAGAAUAUGGUUCCGAAAUUAUCAGAUUUUAACAGAGGACGGUGCAUUAGCCGAAAUUGGUCCAAGAUUUGUCCUAAAUCCAGUUAAAAUAUUUGAUGGAAGUUUUGGUGGAAAUACAUUAUGGGAUAAUACUCAUUAUAUCUCUCCUGCGAAGUAUCGACAAGCAUUGACAAAGAAGGCUGCUAAUAAAUACAUAAACCGAGUGGAACAGAAAAUGGUGCGACAGGCAACUAAACCUGAAUCAUCUUAUAUGCUUAAUCCCAUUGAUGAGAUAUUUAAAGGCGAUUUAAUGGAGAAAGCAAUGGAAAUAGAAAAUAAGUCUGAAAUAUUGGACAAUAGGGAAAAUGUGGAAAAAUCUGUGAAAAGUAAAGUGAAAAAAAUAAGAAAACCCGUGAUAACUAAAAAAGUUAAGAAAUUAAAAUCUGUCAAAAAAUCUGUAAAAUCAAAAGCUUUGAAAAAGAAGAAGGCGAAAUAAAUGUUAUUAUUUUGU